AAGCUAUCUGGCGUCCAUGAGAUGUGAGUUGUGGGCAUGAACCACACCGGCUCGUGUGCUUUCGUCUCAUCGAUGCCGUCCAAUCAGACUUCGCUAAAUCGAGACACCGCCAAGAUCAGAUUGUGAGACGCGCUGCUGUAGCGAGGCUAGCAGGGGGAGCAUAGCGGAGGCUAACAGGCGACUUGCUAACUCGUGAAGUGCACCGGGGUCUGAAAAGUGUCAAAAAGAAGAAUACUUUCUUUUUUAACCUGAAGCUCAACUCCUCCGGUCCUUUGGGAUCAUGGCUAAAGAUGUUGGUCUGAUAGAAACAAACGGAGAGCUGAAGGUUUUCAUCGAUCAGAAUUUGAGCCCUAGCAAAGGUGUCCUAUCUUUGGUAACUGUCCAGCCUACAGGUGCCCCCGUGGCCAAGCAGCUUCUACCCAAAACUCUUGGGCCAUCCAAUGUAAACAUUGCUGCACAUAUGCCACACAUGGUGAUAGGAACCCCACAGAGGCCUACUGUAUCUAAUACCAUUUUGGUAAACAGUCCACAUACGCCCAGUUCGCAGUUCCUCACUCAGAGUCAACCUUCAGACGCCUCUCCCUGGUCAUCAGGAAAACGGGGUAAGAAAGGGGAAAAGAACGGGAAGGGCCUGAGGCAUUUUUCCAUGAAAGUAUGUGAGAAGGUGCAGAAGAAAGGCGUAACCACCUACAAUGAAGUGGCAGAUGAACUGGUUGCAGAAUUCAGCUCUGCGGACAGCCACAUGUCGCCCAAUGACGCACAUGUGUAUGACCAGAAGAACAUUCGGCGGCGCGUUUACGAUGCACUUAAUGUUCUUAUGGCCAUGAACAUUAUCUCGAAAGAAAAGAAGGAAAUCAAAUGGAUUGGCCUUCCCACAAACUCUGCGCAGGAGUGCCAAAACCUAGAGGUGGAGAGACAAAGGCGGCUGGAGAGAAUUAAGCAGAAACAAUCGCAACUUCAGGAGCUCAUACUGCAGCAAAUAGCUUUUAAGAACCUGGUUCAGCGGAACAGACAGACGGAGCAGCAAGCAAACAGACCUCCACCUCCCAACUCCAUCAUCCACCUCCCCUUCAUUAUUGUCAACACCAGCAAGAAAACGGUCAUCGACUGCAGCAUCUCCAAUGACAAGUUCGAGUAUUUGUUCAAUUUCGACAGCAUGUUCGAGAUCCACGAUGACAUCGAGGUGCUGAAGCGUAUGGGCAUGGCUUGUGGUUUGGAGGUGGGAAAGUGCUCUCCAGAAGAUCUGAAGGUUGCACGUAGCCUGGUGCCCAAAGCUCUGGAGCCCUACGUUAUAGAGAUGGCAAAGGGUCCCAUCAGUAACGUCUACAUCACUGGAGGUUCCUCAGCAAAUGGAACCCGUUACCCUGCAAGCAGUGACGGCUGCACUGACGGCACCAUGGCCUCCAGCUUGAAUGACUCUCACUACAGCGGGUCCCGUGUGGAGACCCCAGUGUCUUACAUGGGGGACGAGGACGACGAGGACGAGUAUGACGAAAACGACGACGAAGACUAACCCGCCUGCGCCGCGCCACUCCCAACAAGCACAGUCCUUCAAACCACCGUCACCGCGGGGGAUUUAGACCCCUUUCGUGUUUGUGCUCCUUCAACCCUCCCACCCCCC
Molecule: messenger RNA, 1621 nt
Organism: Pungitius pungitius (ninespine stickleback)
Lineage: Eukaryota; Metazoa; Chordata; Actinopteri; Perciformes; Gasterosteidae
Product: transcription factor Dp-1
Exons: 12
Coding region: 281-1513 (410 amino acids)
Biological process (GO): regulation of transcription by RNA polymerase II; regulation of cell cycle
Cellular component (GO): transcription regulator complex; nucleus
Molecular function (GO): RNA polymerase II transcription regulatory region sequence-specific DNA binding; DNA-binding transcription factor activity, RNA polymerase II-specific
Source: RefSeq, a predicted model, not a curated record